AUGGUCCCGAACCGACCGAUCAUCUCACCGACACUUUCAUCCCCCUUGUCUGGAUCUGGUCCAAUUCCGCUCGAAAAGGAUUAUCAUUCUUUAGAAUUUUGCUUUCAAAAUGGUCAUUGGAGAGUAUACAGUUCAAAAAGCGUGUUUGGAAAUCAGGAGUCGUCGGUUCUGGUUUUCGAGAAAAGACAUAACGUCAAAGCUCCGCCAAGAAUUGGUCGAAUGGCAAAGUUUGCACUUUCAGAUCUUUUAAAAUAUGAGCUCAAUCAACUUAAUACCCUUAUUCAUCCGAGAAUAUUGCAUAUUGAACAUGCUUUAGAAGAGACGAAGGACCUAAUGGCAUUUGCUACCGAGCUGCUAGUUUCAACACUGGAGACAGCGAUUUCUGAACAUGGAAUUGAUCCAUUGGAAACUAAAUUGGGAGUCCUGCAGAUAAUCGACGGUGUAUCGUAUCUGCAUAAUUCUGCCAAGAUCCUUCACGGCAACCUCACCCCAGAGGCGAUUUAUGUUACUGCCGCAAAAUCUUGGAAAAUUGGAGGAUUCAUGUUCGCCGUGGGCGCGAAAGAGCCAAACACUUAUCCAUGCUUUCCAUGGACGAAAAAGCUACCACCAUGCUUACAACCUGAUUUGGAUUUUCUAGCUCCAGAAUAUUUGACACCUGGCCAAACAACUGUCACCACUGCUGCUGACGUGUUCUCACUUGGUGUUUUAAUUUGCUGGAUUUACGCUGGAGGGAAAAAAUUAAUAGACGCGAAAAACAAUCUCGAAACCUAUCAAAUAAUAUGUGGGCAGCUUGACGUGGCUCUUCAAUGUAUUGCAAAUGUUUUGGGCUCCAAUCUGAAAGAUUCAAUGAACAAAGUUUUGAGCCUGGAUGUUGAAGUCAGACCAACAGUGCAACUAUUAUCUUUAACGAAACAUUUUGAUGAUCCAGCUUUAUCAGCUUUACGCCAACUUGAUGAUAUUUCUCAAGUUUUUGACCCAUCUCAGAAAGCUCAUUUUCUGAGUCAAACACUGUAUUCAGCUCUGCCUUCUAUUCCAGAGACAGUGUGGUUUACGAGAAUUCUACCUCGUUUCAAUGAACAACUCAUGGAACUGCCUGAACUUUAUUUUGCUCUUUCGAAACCGCUUUUCUAUAUGUUGGAUCAGUGCGAAAGUCACAAUAUCGAUAAAUUGAAGAUAUGGAUUCGAAGACUUGUGGAAGCCGCAGCGCACAACAAAAUGCUUCGAUCGUUUAUGCUGGAUAAUAUGUCUGUAUUAUUUCGAAGACUUUCUGAUGAAUUUGUCGAGGAUCGAUGUCUUGAAGUGAUCAUUCAUUCAUUGAAAUCUGAAGACACUUCCUUACAGGCGGCCAGUCUUCGCGGGAUUCCGCACGUUGCUGAAUAUUUGCCGGCGACGUUUAUAAGCAAAAAGUUGUUACCUGCAAUAAUGUGCCUACCUUCAUUUCUUCAUGAUAACGUUCCGCGACAACUCGAUCUUUUGGCUUGCCUGGCUGCAUUAUCAGAUCGUUGCGACGCCAACACUCUCACACAGCUUCUUCAGUCGGUUUCGUUAUGCUCUGCACAUCAUCCCGUUAUAAUUCAUGCCAAAUCAAGAAUCGUGCAGAGAAUUGUGACACGGGAUCCCGUCCGUCUCAAAGAUGCCCACCAAGUUUGUAUUCAUCUUCUGAAUCCAUUGGUAAUCGGAUUGGCUUGCAAAGAAUUGAGCAGUGCCCAUUUCGAUGACGUGAUGAGUAGCAUUCGCAUUCUUUUGGAUAUUGUGGAACAACGACGGUACGAGACAGAGGAGCGACAAAUGCAACCGCAGCAUCAUUUGGGUCUUGGAAGAAUGGGCAGCCGUCGGGUGUCAAUGUCCUCUACGAACUUACCUCGGGUGAUGAUUAGUGCAGCAAGGCCUUCUUUUUCCUCAGAUUCUCGAAAGAUGUCGUUUUUGUCAGCUGAUGGCCGAUUAGAAGAUCGAGGAGGGAGAAGAGAAUCCAGAGAUUCGAGGGGAUCGUUAGAAUCAGACAUGAGUAUUCGAAUUGGGAAUGGAAGUGACAUUUCUGAUGAUUCCUGCUAUUCAAACCACUCUGCUCGCGGACGGAGACAGUCGUGGCUCGAUGGCUACGGCCAUUCUGUGAGCCUCGAGCAAAACACUAAUGGAUUUUUAGAGACAAAUCGAGUUGAGAAAGGGGCGAGUUUUAAACAACGUAAUGCAAGAUGCUCGGAACGACGAGCACGAACACGUUCACCGAAUGGAGCCGAGCUUGAUUCUAGACAGCCGCCAGCGAGACCAAACUCAUUUACGAAUUUGGGACAUAAUCUGGUUUUAACUUACAAGACUUUAUGGAAUAAGAACCAUUAA
Messenger RNA from Caenorhabditis bovis, 2337 nucleotides. The record is from the annotation of a GenBank genome assembly. Lineage: Eukaryota; Metazoa; Nematoda; Chromadorea; Rhabditida; Rhabditidae.